Molecule: messenger RNA, 1029 nt
Organism: Caenorhabditis bovis
Lineage: Eukaryota; Metazoa; Nematoda; Chromadorea; Rhabditida; Rhabditidae
Source: the annotation of a GenBank genome assembly
AUGCUUUCACGACUAACACUCGCUGCCCCACGCCUUAUUCAAUUCAACAGCGGAUUUCGGCAGUUUACCAAUUCCGCCAUAAAAUGCGCAAGAUUCCAAGGACAGGGUUCCGGAUUUGGAUCAAGAUUCUCAAAUCCGGCGGGAUUCGGUGUUCGCACAGGACCGACGCUGAAAGAGAGACUUCUUGGCCCGACUACUGGUAAACCUUUCCUUUAUGGCUCAUAUGCUCUCGCGGGAGCAUCAGUAUUUGGAGUUGCUGCUUUAAUGUACUAUGGACUUAUUUCAAAGGAGCAGAGCAUUCUUCAGAACAGCACUCUUUGGCCCGAGUAUGUUAGACAAAGAAUUAGUGCCACAUACACAUACUUGGCUGGAAGUUUGGUAGUUACUGCCGGAUCUGCUGUCGCUGCCACCAGAAGUCCAGCGAUCAUGCGAAUGACUUCUGGAGGAGGUCUUAUGUCACUAUUUGGCACGAUGGCUGUAAUGAUUGGUACUGGAAUGCUCUGCAGAUCUCUUGAUUAUGACAAUACACUUGUCAAACACUGUGCAUGGCUUCUCCAUUGUGGAGUCCUUGGAGCUGUUCUUGCCCCAAUGUGUUAUUUGGGAGGCCCACUUCUCAUGAGAGCAGCUUGGUACACCGCUGGAAUCGCUGGAGGUCUAUCGCUUACAGCGAUUACUGCUCCAUCUGAGAAAUUCCUUAUGAUGUCUGGACCACUAGCCAUGGGUCUUGGUGUUGUUUUCAUGGCUAACAUUGGAACGUUCUUCUUACCAGCUGGAUCCGCUCUUGGAGCAAGUCUUGCGUCCAUCGUAAUGUAUGGUGGUCUUAUUCUCUUCUCCGCAUUUCUCCUCUAUGAUACUCAGCGGCUCGUUAAACAUGCUGAAAUGUACCCACACAAAUCGCAAUUUUACGGUGCUGAAGUUAAAAGCUAUGAUCCAAUUAAUGCGCAAAUGUCAAUCUACAUGGACGUACUCAACAUUUUCAUUCGAUUGGCAAUGAUCAUGAGUGGAAGCAAUGGAAACCGAAGAAAGUAG